This is a messenger RNA of Rotaria socialis, 2178 nucleotides long. The record is from the annotation of a GenBank genome assembly. NCBI's taxonomy places the organism in Eukaryota, Metazoa, Rotifera, Eurotatoria, Philodinida, Philodinidae.
AUGCACUUAACAAAUUUCCAAGUUUUCUUCCAGAAAGGUACAAAUGCUUUUGGUGGUGUUCUGAUUGCCACUCACCGUUCCAUUCCAACACAACGAGUUAUUAAAUAUCAAAAUGAAUUAAAUAUGAUUGUGCUUGACAUAGGUAGCUCAUCUAAUAAGUGUCAAUUAGUAACCUGUUAUUCUCCACCAAAUGAAAGUUUACCACUUAAUGUAUUUAAUGAUAUCUUACGUCGAAAUUCUAACACUAUUAUACUUGGAGAUUUAAAUGCAAAACAUACUUCGUGGUCAAAUACAACAGAUAAUCAUAAAGGACGUGUAUUAUUUGAAUGGUUAAACGAGAAUCAUUUACAAGUGAUCAACAAAUUUAUUCCCACUUCAACAAGAUCAAAAGCGGUGAUUGAUCUCAUAUUAGCACCUACAAGCAUAUGUUCUGAUUCUUUUUCUGUUCUUCCCACUGUUGGAAGCGAUCACUACCCUAUCGUCUGGUCUUCUCCACAAACAGUUCCAUCGAAAGAUCGUUUUUUUCCAGUUAAACGUACUUAUUGGUCUCUGUUUGAAUUAUUUAUUACAUUUACUUCGGCGUAUUGGGAUAAUUUAUAUACACUUAUGACUGAUAAAAUGGAUUUCUUUUGUCUUUAUGAACGCUUUUUAUCUUUAUCUUCAUCACGAUUAACUUAUGUGUCAUAUUGCAACACUUACAAGCCCUCAAUACCACCUCCAAUUAUUGAUCUGAUACAACAAAAACGUCAAUGUUUACAUCUAGUUAGGAAAACAAAACAUCCAUACCAUAUUUUACAACUAAAAUUAUAUUCACAAUAUAUAAAAAAAGAAAUGUUUGCACACAAGAGAAGAAUGUGGAGUGAGUAUUGUAAAACUCUUAACACCUGUGAUGUUAAACAAUUUUGGAGAAAAUCUCGUCGUCAUUUUUCAUCAUGUACACCACCAAUUCUUGGUUUUAUACAAAAUAAUGGAAUCAUUACUUCGUCGAUGGAAAUGUGCGAUACAGCUAAAUGUUUCUAUAUGGAACAAUUUGCUGAUCAUGAUAACAAUCAAUCGGACAUAGAGGUCGAAGCUAAUGUCGUGGAUCAUGAAUUAGUCACAGAAUUACUAAAUGCAAAAUUAGUUAGUUUUCAUAUUAAAUUCCUCGAUGUAAAGAAAUACAUUUCAUCUUUAAAGAACAAAAAUUCUACAGGACUUGAUGGUGUUUCAAAUAAAAUCAUAAAACUUUUACCUCCUUCUCAUCUUAAAUUUAUCACUUCUUCUUUUAAUCAUAUGGCUCAACAUGUAUAUUUCCCUCAACACUGGCUUACAGCAAAGAUUAUCUUAUUAUCUAAAACGAAAUUUUCAAUUGUGGACAUCAACGAUACUCGACCGAUUUCAUUACUUCCAUGCUUUUCUAAAUUGUAUGAAAAAAUAUUUCUUAGGCAUUUUCAUCAAUGGAUUACUGAUGCUGGAAUCUUACCAGAGGAACAGACUGUAUUUCGUCAAGGGCACAACAUGUCUACGAGAAUCGUAUCAAUCAUUGAUCAAAUUGGACAAGGACUAGCCCUUAAUACUGCUACAGCGGCCUUAUUUGUUGACUUUAAAAGCGCCUUUAAUCAGCUUUGGUACAAAGGAUUAUGGCUGAAGUUAAAACGACUAAACUGUCCUCUUUAUAUCAUCGCUUGGUUAAGAAAUUACCUGACUGGUCGAACAGCGUUUAUAGAAAUAAAAGGAAUUAAAUCUAGCUAUUUCCCAUUAUUCAAAGGUGUACCUCAAGGCUCAUGUGUGGGACCAGUGUUGUUCAUUGUUUUUCAUUAUGAUUUACUAAACUCAGUAUCAAAUCUUCAUUUUAAACACUUAUUUGCGGACGAUUUAGCCGUCGUUCUUUCACCUUCAGCUACUUGGUCCUCAAAAGUUCUCAUUCCAUAUCUCUCUCAACAAAUUAAUAAUGUCAUUAAAGAUCUAUAUUCUUAUUCAAUUACCUGGAAACAACCUUUAAAUUUUAAAAAGACUUUCUGGACGUUAUUUCAUCGACAGAUUUCACCAACUAUUCCUACAAUCCAUUGUGAAAAUAAUAUCAUAGAACAAGUUCCUAAGUUUAAAUAUCUAGGCAUUACACUCGAUGCAAAAUUAUCGUUUAACUUUCAUCUUCAAUACAUCAAGUUAAAAAUUCAAAAAAAAUCUGAUGGUGUUUAA